This is a messenger RNA of Eleginops maclovinus (Patagonian blennie), 2367 nucleotides long. RefSeq names its product LEO1 homolog, Paf1/RNA polymerase II complex component (gene leo1). Gene Ontology annotation, molecular function: RNA polymerase II C-terminal domain phosphoserine binding. The transcript is spliced from 14 exons. Gene Ontology annotation, biological process: positive regulation of transcription elongation by RNA polymerase II; transcription elongation by RNA polymerase II. Gene Ontology annotation, cellular component: Cdc73/Paf1 complex; nucleus. The coding region runs from base 58 to 2142 and encodes 694 amino acids. The record is from RefSeq and is a predicted model, not a curated record. NCBI's taxonomy places the organism in Eukaryota, Metazoa, Chordata, Actinopteri, Perciformes, Eleginopidae.
GCCAGGCGAUCAUUUCCUCUUAGGUCACAUCGUUGCUGCUGCCACAGUUUGGAAGAAAUGGCGGACAUGGAUGAAUUGUUCGGGAGUGAUGGGGACAGCGACAAUGAGCAGCGAGAGUCUGGCUCUGGCUCCGGUUCAGACUCGGAGCAGGAGAGACCCCGAUCCGCCAGCAACGCCUCGGGCAGCGGCAGCGACAGUGAGAGGGAUCAGGAUGAUGAGAAUGGCCGGGAGGUCGGAAAAGCCAGCAUAAAUAAGGAGCUGUUUGGUGACGACAGUGAGGAUGAGCAGCACAGUCCGCGCAGUCAGCACAGUCCGCGCAGUCAGCACAGUCCGCGCAGUCAGCACAGUCCGCGCAGUCAGCACAGUCCGCGCAGUCAGCAAAGUCCGCGCAGUCAGCGCAGUCCGCGCAGUCAGCGCAGCGGAAGCGACAACCAGUCUGAGCGUUCUGGGAACCAGUCAGAGGCCAGCAUACACUCAGACCAGGGGGAUCACUCUGACGCAGAGCAGCACAGCGGCUCAGAGCGUGGCCAUCAAGACGAGGAUGAAGACGAGGAGGAGAGGGGCCACCAGUCGGACAGAGGAAGCCCGGCUGGCAGUGGGAUGUCUGGAGCGGGAAGCCCUCGCUCCGAGAGGGGCAGUGCCCGUUCAGACAGAAGUGUGCACAGUGAUCCUGCGACUCCGCUGUCAGCGCCAGGCACUCCUCACACUGAUGGAGAAGCUUCUGCCAGGGAGAACCAAUCUGAUGAUGAGAAGUGGGAAGGAGGGGCUAAGAGCGACCAGUCAGAGGACGAGCAGGAGAAACGUCAUUACUCCGAUGAAGAAAGAGAGAACUCUGAUGACGAAGGGCCGAGGGGCAGGAAAUCAGGUUUUGCUAAGGGCAGUGAUAGUGAAGAUGAUUUUCUAAGACAGAAGCCCAAAGCAAAAAUUGCCUCUGAUUCGGAUUCAGACAGUGAUGUUGGAACAAAAAAAGUAAAGAAGACGGCAGCAGAUGAUCUGUUUGGAGAGGCUGAUGACAUUUCUUCAGACAGCGAUGCAGAGAAGCCUCCAACCCCGGGACAGCCCCUGGAUGCAGAGGAUGGGAUGGACGGGGAUCACCCAGAAGAGGAGCCUGCCCCCGAAACUCGCAUCGAAGUAGAGAUCCCAAAAGUCAGCACAGACCUGGGAUCUGACCUUUAUUUUGUCAAGCUGCCCAACUUCCUGUCUGUGGAGCCCAGACCCUUCGAUCCUCAGUACUAUGAGGACGAAUUUGAGGAUGAAGAAAUGCUGGAUGAGGAGGGACGGACCAGGCUGAAGCUGAAGGUGGAGAACACAAUUCGGUGGAGAGCCAGGAAAGACGAGGAGGGAAAUGAGAUACGAGACAGCAAUGCACGCAUUGUCAAAUGGUCUGAUGGCAGCAUGUCCCUCCACCUUGGGAAUGAAGUGUUCGAUGUUUACAAGGCUCCUCUCCAGGGAGACCACAACCACUUGUUCAUCCGACAGGGCACAGGACUGCAGGGACAGGCUGUGUUCAAAACCAAACUCACAUUCAGGCCACACUCCACAGACAGCGCCACCCACAGGAAGAUGACUCUGUCUCUGGCUGACCGCUGCUCCAAGACCCAGAAGAUCAGAAUCCUUCCCAUGGCUGGACGAGAUCCGGAGUCCCAUCGUAAUGAAAUGAUCAAGAAAGAAGAGGAGCGGCUGCGAGCCUCCAUCCGCAGAGAAUCGCAGCAGAGGAGGAUGAGGGAGAAGCAGCACCAGAGAGGCCUGAGCAGCAGCUACCUGGAGCCCGACCGCUACGAUGACGACGAGGAGGGCGAUGAGGCCAUCAGUCUGGCAGCCAUCAAGAGCAAAUUCAAGGGAGGGGGAGGUCUCAGAGAGGAGCGAGCCAGGAUCUACUCCUCAGACAGUGAUGAAGGAUCCGAUGAUGACAAGGCCCAGAGGCUGAUGAAGGCCAAGAAGCUAGACAGCGAUGAGGAGGGCGAGGGACCAAGUAAGAGAAAGGCAGAAGACGACGACGACGAAGAAGAAGAAGUGGCUACCAAAAAGGCCAAGAAAUAUGUUAUCAGCGAUGAUGAGGAGGAAGAGGAGGAGGCGGCGGCGGCAGCGGCGGCGGUGGCGGCGGCGGUAGAAGAGGGGGAGGAAGAAGAGGAUGACGAAUAAUUCAUUUUUUUUUUUUUUUAUCGUUCCACUGUAUUAUCAGUGCUCAGCCCACAUGGCAUAUAAACAGCCAUAGUUUGCUUUAUAUAUUUUCUUAAGAUCUGUGUGUGGGAGAGUGUGUUUGUUUGUUUGUUUUUUGUUUGUUUGUUUGUGAGAUUGUGUGUCUGCUUGUUUAUGUUGUGUACAGCAGAGGUGUGAAUAAAGAAAUGGUUGUCUUAUGUAACCAAA